Molecule: messenger RNA, 2127 nt
Organism: Mercurialis annua (annual mercury)
Lineage: Eukaryota; Viridiplantae; Streptophyta; Magnoliopsida; Malpighiales; Euphorbiaceae
Exons: 3
Coding region: 1-2127 (708 amino acids)
Source: RefSeq, a predicted model, not a curated record
AUGCCGAAUUUUUUUGUUAAUAUCAAGAAGCUGGUGAAAGGUCUCGGGUUGCCGGUCGAGGUUAUUGAUUGCUGUUUCCACAACUGUAUGAUUUACUGGGGGGCGGACGAGGAUUUAACCCACUGCAAAGUUUGCACAUUUCCUCGGUGGAAACCUGUUACGAAAAGCAAUUCGGCCAAAAGAAGGGCUAACGUUCCUUAUAAAAAAAUGUUUUAUUUCCCUUUAACUCCGAGGCUGCAAAGGUUGUACGCUUCCAAAGCCACGGCUAAACAUAUGACAUGGCACGCUGAACAUGAAAUGGAAGACGAGAAGAUGUGUCAUCCUUCUGACUCUCCGGCGUGGAAACGGUUCAGUGAGUUGCAUACAGAUUUUGCAGAUGAAACAAGAAAUAUCAGGCUAGGAUUAUGUACUGACGGGUUUCAACCAUUUGGUAGUUUUGGGAAAAAUUAUUCUUCCUGGCCAGUGAUUGUGACGCCGUAUAAUCUGCCUCCUGGCAUGUGCAUGAAGGAUGAAUUUAUGUUUCUAACAAUACUUGUCCCGGGACCCGGAAAUCCAAAAAACCAUAUGGAUAUUUUCUUGCAGCCAUUAAUAGCAGAGUUAAAUCAGUUGUGGAAAUCUGGAAUCCGUAUGUAUGACAUUCAAAAACGGCAGAAUUUUCAAAUGAGGGCGGCGCUUAUGUGGAUAAUUAAUGACUUUCCCGCUUAUUCAAUGUUGUCUGGUUGGAGCACAUUAGGAAGAUUGGCAUGUCCGUAUUGUAUGGAAAUUACUGAGGCUUUCACGUUGCCCGAGAGUGGUAAACAAUCCUGGUUUGAUUGCCACAGAAAGUUUUUACCUACAGGUCACCAUUUCCGUCGGAACGUUACCGAAUUCCGAAAAGGCAAACAAGUAAGGCAUCAAUUUGGAGGUGUGAGGACUGGAGAUGAAGUGUUAGCAGAGGUGGACGGUCUGGGGUUUAAGAGGGCCUAUGAGAAUGAUGCUAAGGCUACGAAUGAUGAACUAUCUAAAGGCCGUGGUUGGAACCGAAAAAGUAUAUUUUGGGAUUUACCGUAUUGGAGGACAAAUGUGAUCCGGCAUAAUCUCGAUGUCAUGCAUAUUGAGAAAAAUGUAUUUGACAACGUUUUCAAUACCAUGCUCAAUGUACCUGGUAAGACGAAAGAUACGGCAAAAUCUCGGGCAGAGUUGAAUAAAAUUUGUGAUCGUCCUGGCCUGGCACAAGAUGAGGAAACUGGUAGAUAUCCAAAGUCUUUGUAUGCUUUGGACAGAGAUUUAAAAAAGAUUUUGUCAGAAUGGAUUCAAAAGUUAAAGUUUCCGGAUAGUUACGUGUCCAACUUGUCUAGGUGCGUUGAUUUAAACAGUUUAAAGAUGAUGGGCAUGAAAAGUCAUGAUUGUCAUGUCUUCACGCAACGACUUUUGCCAAUUGCUCUUCGGGAGCUUCUUCCGGCAGAAGUGUGGGAGCCUUUAACAGAGUUGAGUAUAUUCUUCAGAGAGUUAACUGCCACAUCGCUAAAAAAGGCAGAUCUUCAGAGAUUAGAGCUUGAUAUCCCGAAGAUACUGUGUAAGUUGGAACGUAUAUUUCCGCCGAGUUUUUUUGAUUCGAUGGAACAUCUCCCCGUACACCUUCCGUACGAAGCUAUGAUGGCAGGACCUGUUCAGUAUCGUUGGAUGUAUCCGUUUGAAAGAUACCUGAGAAAACUCAAAAAUAAGGUUUCGAAUAAAGGCAGAGUGGAAGGAAGCAUUAGCAGCGGAUAUCUACUGGAGGAAAUAGCAAAAUUUGCAUCUUUUUAUUUCAAGGAUGGUGAUCCGAUGGUACCAUGUCGGAUGCAAAGAAAUGAAGUUUGCGAAAUGGACGUUGAUGAUGAUUUCGACAGAUUAUCUAUUUUCAAACCGGAAGGGCGACCUGUAGGUGCUUGUCGGAACAGAUAUCUGGAUGAUGCUGAAUAUGUUGCUGCCCGAAGCUACAUCCUUUUGAAUUGCCCUGAAAUCGAACCUUACAGAGAAGUUUUUGAAGGCGAGUUGUAUGAAUUCAACCACGAAAUUACACAGACCGAAGUUGUAGUAAAGUUGGAAAGGGAAUUCGCCUUUUGGUUCGAGCAAUAUGUAAGUAUUAAUGUUGUUUUAUCGUCGUAG